UGCACGUGCAACGGCUGAAAAAAUAGUUGACGAUUCCGUCCCUGUCCGCUCAGUCUUGAUGACAACGACCCUGUAAGCGACUCAUUCUCCCUGCAUACAGCCCGACGAGCUCAACCCUACGUGCCGCUCAAGUCCAGGCAACGUCAGUUCCCGUCCAGGGAUCCAUUUAGGUGAGGUUCUGAUUUUCAGGUGUGAGCGGGACGUCCCGAUCGCGGACAUAUGAUAGGCGCUUUUUACGGGCUCACCACGCCGCAUACCAUGGCCCCUUUGCUGGCACCUGCUCUGAAAGUCCCAAAGGGAGCACGUUGUUUACACGCCAAACAUCGGCUGAAAGACGACAAAGGCGGGUGGACAAUGGGAUUGUGAUGCGACUUGGUCGACGAUGGGGCCUUUCUGCGAGCUGGUUGCGUGUCGAGUCGAGGGCAGAGGCGGCUUUGUCGUUUCUCCUCGAUAUAAGCCUACGAUGAGGCGUUGAGGAGGAGCAACGACCCAACCGCCACCACUUCCUGCAGAAAUUCCAACCGAUGACGCAAGCGCAUUACGGAUCCCACGCACGAUGGAACACGCCGUGCCAGGCUGCGACCCAAAUCGACGGCCGGCUGCCAGACUACUGGCACUCCGACCAGGACGCGGUGAUAAUCAACCGGCCUGCGGACUGGAAAACGAGGGGCUACUCCUCUAUCCCCUUCCGUUCCAGCGGCGGCGGCUCGUGUUCUCUUGGUGUCGCAUUGCUUAAUUUGGAGAGCGGGCUGGGAACGGCGCAUGGCGAGCAAUGCGCUGCGGAGUGUUUGCCCGGCGGGCUCGUCGCCGAAAGAACAGUGAAGCUGAUGAUCGAGUGGCCCGGAUAUCGCGCACGACUCUAUCCCCUCGAUAUGGCAGACGCAUCGACUGGUCGCUAUAUGACUCGCCGCCAACUUGGUGAACAGAUCACCCGUUUGUGGAAGGACUUCGCGAACCGCAACCGCCACGAGACACCCAGCUCCCAGCAACUUCACCUCACGCUCAGCACGAACGGGGUCAUUUACGACCAAGUUCGGCUGGUGGAACUGUUCACGGACGACGGAACCCUCUUUCGUCUGGUAUAUGGUGUCGUCGCAAACUAUCUACAUUGCUGAUUGGAUGGGGACGUCUUUUUCCGAUGCGGUCAUUGUAGUACUAGGAUCUUGUAGUAUCACGCUGUCAAGCGACCUACUUAUUAUACGUACACUAGGACUUUACAACAAUAGGACAGAAUAGGACAGACUAAUUGCAGCCGCGUGUGCCCUUGUGUACUCACGUCAGACCGCAAAAGUGCCGACGAUCCGUGGAUAUUCUUCCUUGAUCGGAGGGUGGUGAUCGAGUCCGCCACGCUUCCAACGUGGAGGGUCUGAUUGUGAUCCUCCCCCCUCCGACGCCGGCCCGCGGAGUUCUCGGGACGAUUUCGAGCGAGAUAUUGCGCGCAUGCACCGGAUCUUAUGGGGCGGAAAGCACGUUAUGGAAGUAUCGCACCAGCGCAUGGUAACGCAGAAGUAGCGAGAGGAUCGUCGCUCCGGAGCAGUUCAGCAUCCGAGACGGCCCGGCGCCACCCGGAUAGGUAUGAGUCAUAUAUGGGCCUGGCCGGGAGCCACCGCUCGAGCCCGCUCACCAAAUCCAAAACGGCCUUGCCUGUCCGUUUCAAGGCCGGUCGGUCCAAGCGUCCCGCGGAAUUAGCCUUUGAACAUCGAGCCCGAUAUCUGUGCUGCUUAUCUUGCCCUUCGACAGAAUGGACGACAAGACUGGGGCUACGAUGACAGAGCCAUGGAAAGAAGUAUGAGAACUGUGUGGGAGACGACUCGCGAACAGCCGGCUCAGUCUAUCUAUAUGCACCAAUGAAUUGAGCAUCUCGUCCGAUGCGGUCGGUAUCGUUCCUGCCGCCCAUGCUCGAGACUGCAGUUCCCGAGCAGGCGCUAAAAGUGGUUCUCUUCGUUUUCGAUCAUCUCCGGUCAACGUUGGCAGGUGUCACGAUUAGCCUUGCU
Molecule: messenger RNA, 1994 nt
Organism: Mycena citricolor
Lineage: Eukaryota; Fungi; Basidiomycota; Agaricomycetes; Agaricales; Mycenaceae
Source: the annotation of a GenBank genome assembly